Molecule: messenger RNA, 1398 nt
Organism: Miscanthus lutarioriparius
Lineage: Eukaryota; Viridiplantae; Streptophyta; Magnoliopsida; Poales; Poaceae
Source: the annotation of a GenBank genome assembly
AUGGCCUUGCAGGCCGGUCGUCCUCAUCUUCCCCCCUCUCCCUCUCUCCUGCUGUGGCCGCUCAUGGUGGCCGUGCCCGAUCUGCAGUGGGUCUCAUGGUGCCACGGUUGGCACAUAGCAGAUCUUAGGACGGCACCAAUUGGCAAUGACACUACUUAUCUCAAAGAUGAAAAAGUCUCCAUUGAUGAGAUCAAAUUAACACCUCUAGAGCUUUCUGAACUGAUAGCAUCCAUUAAGAAUGGAACUAUAAGUGCAAAGAUCAGCAAGGAGAUACUGGCCAAGCUCAUUGCCAAAGGCGGAACAGUUAAGGUGCUUCGCACAUCCACGGCACUCAUCGCCUACAAUGUCACCGAGGCGUCUACCACAGCAGCUUCAACGAUAGCAAAGGUUGCAGUCACCACCAGCGCCCAAUCCACCUCCAUCGUCAACACCAGCUACGUCGACCAUGCCAUGGCCGUGUUCCAGCCUUCUGUGGUGGUGCUCCAUGCUCACACUGCUGGCCGAGGCGCUACGCUGUCCGCGUGGGUUGCGACAAUAGCUCUUGCAAGUACGUCUUCGUCUGUUCCAACAAGUGGUCACAAGUUGUUCAGCGGACCGCUCAACAGUUAUGCAGCUCUAGUGCAAUGGAUAAAAUCUCUGGUUGCAGCUGAUGACAUACUGCCAAAGCAUCCUUGGGUGUCAUUUGCUACAGGCACCUUGUUCACAGUUGGUUACAACUACAGUAACCCACGUAAUUCAUUACAGUAUGCAUGGCAACUACUACUUGAUGGGGAAAUAUAUACCACAGCUGCUGAUGUUGGUGCUGAUCUAGUUGGAAAAGUCGAAAGGAAUAUCCCUGAAGAUGAUCUGAGAAAACCAGCUGUCAUUGCAGACAAUGUUGGUGACAAUGUUGGAGAUAUUGCCGGAAUGGGGUAUGGUGCUGCUGUGGCUGCUCUGGGAAUGCUCAGCACUAUCGCUACUGUCAGUGACAAUGCUGGAGGAAUUGAUGAAAUGGCUGGCAUGAGCCACAAAAUUUGUGGGAGAACUGAUGCUCUUGAUGCUGCUGGAAACACUCCUGCUACAAUUGGGAAGGGUUUUGCAAUUGGUUCAGCAGCCUUGGUGUCUCUUGCCCUCUUUGGUGCUUUUGUCAGCCGUGUUGCGAUCUCGACUGUUGAUGUCCUGACACCUAAAGUUUUCAUUGGACUGAUUGUUGGUGCCAUGCUUCCAUACUGGUUCUCAGUGAUGACAAUGAAGAGUGUUGGCAGUGCAGCACUCAAGAUGGUUGAGGAACUUUACAGACAGUUGAACACUAUACCUGGGCUCAUGGAAGGUACUACCAAACCUGACUAUGCGACGUGCGUCAAGGUCUCUACUGAUGCAUCUGUCAAGGAGAUGAUUUCCCUUGGUGGCCAUGACUGA